AGAAUUUAAAUUGAACAUCUUUAUUUAACAAUACAAUCAAUAUCAACAUCUUAUUUAUUAUGAGAAGAUAAAAAUAAUUGAGCAAUGCUUAUUCGCAUAUAAAUUUAUAAAUGUCUAAAUAAAAAAAUAGAUCACAAUUGUUCACAAGAGAUUGGAAUGUGCUGUUAUAAAAAUUUAAGUACAAUAUUAAAAAAAAUUACACUACAACAAACUAUAUAUCACAAAACAAUUUACUUUUUGUAAUUGACUUUAUUUUAUUAUAAAAUAAAAAGAACAAACCUUUUUAAGAAAGUACUUUUUUUACUUUUAUGCUAUCUGUGGCUGAGUUAAAAUUAAAUAACAAACAUGAUAAUGAAAACAGAUAAAAACAUGAGAUUUUCAAUUAAAUUGUGCUGUGUAUUAUUUUUAAGUAGAGUACCAGAUAAUUACUAUCAUCAGUUAUAAAUAUAACAGAAGCUUUUAGAUAAAUUUUGAAAUAUCAAUUCCAUUCAAUAACAAGUUUAAGACACAUUUAAUGCACAAGAAAUGACAAAAAUAACUGAAUGUUUAGCGAAUAGUUCUGAUGAUUGCGAUGAUCUGAUGAUGAAGAAUUUUUCUAAGAGAAUGUUAAAAACCCAGAUGUUCAUUGGAAAUUUCGUGGAAAAACGAUUUGUGGAACCUCUAAACUCUUACAGAGACGUAGUGAAAAUUGACGCCGAUGAGACAGACUUUAUUGAAAAUGUGUUAGCAGUUAAGAAGAAAGUUAAACAAGAACUCCGAGCUAAUGUAUUGAAAAACCCUGUUUGGGUUGGAAUUACAGAUCCUUCUAUGAUUGGUGCUCCUGUUGGUUAUAACUUGUGGGUAAUAUUACCUGUUGAGGUGUUUGGCACAUAUUGGUUUAAAGUAAAAACAGUGGAGUUUCUACAAAAUGAAGUAAGACUUAAACUGGAGGUAGUGAGAUCUUUAAAGAGUGAAAAGUCAUAUUCAGAGGCAGUAGUGAACAAAGAGACUAUAGACUUAAAAUCGUAUCUUGAAAACAUACCUCAGGUUUUAAAAAAUAACUUUCUUCAGUUUUGUAACAACCACGUGACUGUAAGCAAUGUGAAGGAAACUAUAACUUUUAUUUUUGUUCUUCUUGGAACACUUCUUGCUGGAGGUAUUAAUUUAAUUCAUUACUUAAUGGAAUAUUUUCUUAAACUCCUAAGGGAGAUAUCAUCUCUUAUUAAAGUUUCUACACCAAUAUUUAUUACUUUUAUAAAUUUAAUUGGAAAGACUGUAUACGGAUUGUAUGCACUGAUAGCAAGUUUAUGGCAUGGUAGACGUACUCAACAACCAAUAUACAAUGCUUAUUACAGUGUGGAUCCAAAUUCUAUAGCAUUUCAAAACUCAUAUGGAAGAUCUAACUACUUAAAUAAUAAUAGAGCAUAUAGAGCAUUACCCUAUGGAUCUGCAAGAAUAACACCUUUAGAUGAUUAAGUCAGGAUUAAAUGUAAUUAUAUUUAAUAGAAUAUAAAGGAAAUGGGUUUAUUAUAAAUUUAUUUCCUAACAUUGUUUUAUUUAUAACUUAGUUUCUUUUUAAUAUAGGUGAUAAACUACUAGUGAUGGGACUAAUUAUAAGAUUAAGUUUGUAUGAUAAUGUUAAUAUAAAGUUGUUAAGA
Sitophilus oryzae (rice weevil) is the source of this 1637-nucleotide messenger RNA. RefSeq lists its product as uncharacterized. The transcript has 2 exons. The record is from RefSeq and is a predicted model, not a curated record. The coding region runs from base 526 to 1455 and encodes 309 amino acids. Lineage: Eukaryota; Metazoa; Arthropoda; Insecta; Coleoptera; Curculionidae.